Molecule: messenger RNA, 420 nt
Organism: Trametes versicolor FP-101664 SS1
Lineage: Eukaryota; Fungi; Basidiomycota; Agaricomycetes; Polyporales; Polyporaceae
Product: PTH2-domain-containing protein
Exons: 7
Cellular component (GO): mitochondrion; cytosol
Molecular function (GO): peptidyl-tRNA hydrolase activity
Source: RefSeq, a predicted model, not a curated record
CAGUCUGAAGAAAGUGACAGCGAGGAAGAUGUCGCCGACGGGGACCUCUCUGCAGUGAAGCCCGGCUUCCUUGAGCCAUGCAAGAUGGUACUCGUCGUCCGUACUGACCUCGGGAUGUCCACUGGCAAAGUAGCAGCACAGCACGCCACUCUCGCCUGUUACAAGAUUCUACAGAAGACCAAUCCUGCUCUUUUGAGACAUUGGGAGCGGACAGGGCAAGCCAAAAUCGCUUUGAAGGCGAACUCAGAAGAUGAGCUACUAGAGCUAGAAGCGAUAGCGAAGAGCUUGAACCUGGCGGCUCGCUCGAUAGUUGAUGCCGGCCGCACACAAAUCGCUGCGGGCUCACGCACGGUGCUGGGCAUUGGUCCUGCUCCUGUGGAACUCAUCAACAAGGUGACGGGGAAGCUGCGCCUGCUAUGA